Aegilops tauschii subsp. strangulata is the source of this 1643-nucleotide messenger RNA. RefSeq names its product UDP-glycosyltransferase 90A2. The record is from RefSeq and is a predicted model, not a curated record. Gene Ontology annotation, molecular function: UDP-glucosyltransferase activity. NCBI's taxonomy places the organism in Eukaryota, Viridiplantae, Streptophyta, Magnoliopsida, Poales, Poaceae.
CGUACGAGACUGCGUGAGACUCACACACUUGCACUGCUGCACACCUGCACUGUAUAUCCAUCCAUGGCCGCUUCACCGCCGCUCCGUCACGUGGCCAUGCUCCCCUUCAUGGCCAAAGGCCACGCCAUGCCGCUGCUCCACCUGGCGCGCCUCCUCCUCGGCCGCCGCCUCGCCUCCGCCGUCACCUUCUUCACCACCCCGCGCAACGCGCCCUUCAUCCGCGCGGGGCUCGCCGGCGCCGGCGCCGGCGCCGCGGUCGUCGAGCUUCCGUUCCCCUCCGGGGACGCCCCGCAGUGCACGGACGAGCUCCCGUCCACGACGCAUCUCGUGGACUUCGUUUCCGCGAUGGCGGCGCUCGGGCUGGCGUUCGCGGACGCGCUCGCCGCGGUCGAGCCCAGGCCGGACCUGCUCGUCCACGACGGGUUCAUCGUGUGGGCCAAGGACAUCGCCGACGAGCUCGGCAUGCCGCGGCUCGUCACCCUCGGCAUCGGCGGCUUCGCCUCGUACGUCUGCGGGGCGGUCAUGACGCACAAGCCGCAGGCGCUCAUGAGCUCGCCAACCGAGCCGUUCCCGGUCCCCGGCCUGCCGGACCUCCGCAUCACCAUGGCCGACCUCGGCCCGCCCUUCGACGUCCCGGAACCGGCCGGCCCGCACUGGGAUUUCGUGUGCGAGAGCUGCAGCAGCAUGUACUCCAGCAGGGGCAUCAUCGCCAACUCCUUCAGCGAGCUGGAGUCGGUCUACAUCGACCUGUGGAACCGAGACUUCGACAUCAAGAUGUGGCCGAUCGGACCGCUCUGUCUCGCGGCUCCCGAACCGGCAGUCCAGACCAAAGACGACCGUGACAUCUCGGACUGGCUGGACUCGAGGCUCGCCAUGGACCGCCCGGUCCUCUACGUCGCGUUCGGCUCGCAGGCCGAGCUGAGCCGGGCUCAGCUGGAAGAGAUCGCCGUCGGCUUGGACCACUGCGGCGUAGACUUCCUAUGGGUGGUCCGGUCGAAGUGGUUCGACACGGAGGAUCGGUUCAAUGACAGGUUCGGGGACAGGGGCAAGGUGGUGGAAGGUUUCAUCAACCAGCUCGGAGUGCUAGGUCACAAGUCAGUCAAAGGUUUCUUCACCCACUGCGGGUGGAACUCGGUGCUGGAGAGCAUCACCAUGGGCGUGCCAAUACUGGCGUUCCCAUUGGCAGCCGAGCAGAAGCUCAACGCCAAGUUCGUCGUGGACGUGGUCCACAUGGGGCUCCGAGUUUGGCCCAAAGAAGAUGCUGACAAGGAAGGCAGUGGAUUGGUUGUGAGUGGAGACGUGCAGGUAUUGGCGAGGGAGUUGAUCUUGGGAGAGGAAGGGCGACGUGCCGCGGCUAGAGCAAGUGAGCUAUCUGUGUCUUCUAGAAAGGCCAUGGAAGUGGGUGGUUCCUCGUAUGAAAACCUGGCAAAGAUGGUUCACGAGGUCUGUGAGACCAAUGCCAAUGGUGGUUAAAUAUAAUCAUUGCCAAUUGCUGUUUCGUAUGCGUGCUUGGCAUUAUUGGUGCUCCGGUGGCUUAGUCAAGAUUAUGGUCGAUCAUGUUUAGGAUGUUUGGAGCCAUGUGUACUGUCUUACUCUUUACCGCUUCACUAUUUUAAAAGUAAGUUGAUGAUUGUCAGUCGUUU